Molecule: messenger RNA, 1333 nt
Organism: Vitis riparia (riverbank grape)
Lineage: Eukaryota; Viridiplantae; Streptophyta; Magnoliopsida; Vitales; Vitaceae
Product: protein YeeZ
Exons: 8
Coding region: 74-1129 (351 amino acids)
Source: RefSeq, a predicted model, not a curated record
GUCACACUCUCGCUUACUUUCAAAGCGAUCUCAACCGACACCUUUUUCUUUUGUCGCCCGAUCUUUCGGGGAAAUGGUCAUGUGCCAACUGUCGUGCCAGUUUCUGGCAACUCCUCUCCAAGUCGGCAAAAGUUUACCGACGAGUCUCCAUCUUCCAAGAUUUCUAAAAUCGGAAUCGUUUCCAGGAGCCUCGACCGGUGUUCUACGUUGCUCGACCGAGACUGAAGUUUCGGAGUCUCGGAAUAGGAUGUUCAUUCUCGGGAUGGGUUUCGUGGGGCAGUUUUUCGCACAAGAUCUCAAGAACCACGGAUGGGUUGUCUCUGGGACUUGCACUAGCGCUUUUAAAAAGAAGAAACUUGAAGAGAGGGGAUUUAAUAUCUACCUCUUUGAUGCCAAUGAGCCAGAACUGGGAGUACUAAAUGCUUUGAAAUAUAGUACGCACCUCCUAGUCUCCAUCCCUCCUGUUGUGGGUAUUGGUGAUCCUAUUCUUCAGCAUGAUGAAUUUCUUAAAAGCAGGAUCAUGGAUGGAGAUCUUCAGUGGCUCUGUUAUUUGUCAUCAACAAGCGUAUAUGGAAAUUGUGGUGGUGAAUUGGUAGAUGAAGACUACCCAGCAAGCCCAGCAAGUGAGUCAGCUAAAUUGAGGUUAGCUGCUGAGAAAGGAUGGUCAAGUCUGGGCAGUGAGCUUGGACUCUCAACACAAAUAUUUCGACUUGGAGGUAUCUACGGCCCUGGAAGAAGUGCUGUUGACACUAUAAUCAAGCAGGGGCCUUUGACAGAAGGCCAGAGGAAGAGGAUUUCCAGGCAAUACACAUCCAGGGUUCAUGUUGCGGACAUUUGCCAAGCCCUGAAGGCUACUAUUCAAAUACCAUCCGUCGGGAAAAUUUACAAUAUAGUUGAUGAUGACCCUGCCCCACGGGCACAAGUAUUUGCAUUUGCACGGGACUUGAUUGAGAAGAAGUGGCCAAACCACAUCAAAGAGAGUGUAUUUCCUGGAAGCGCACGGAAGGCCGAGAAGCGUGUCUCCAAUGCUCGUAUGAAGAAGGAACUAGGAGUAACCCUUCUUCAUCCAACUUAUAGGUCGGGACUACAGAGCAUUAUUGACAAUAUGGAGAAUCCAAUUUCAAAGUAGAUAGAAUGACAUGAUAUUGUCCUUUCACCACUAGUUCAUUUAAAGGUGUUGGAAGCAGUCAUUCUCUUAAUGAAUUGUGAAAUGCCUCAUAUUGUAAUGAUACCGCAAGAAAUAGCACAUUACGUUGAAAGAGCUCAUGAGAAAGGCAGAACAUGGGCCCUUUGACUGCAAUGUGGAACUUCUCUUUCUCAAAAUUCCUAUCCA